AUGCACCUCUCAAUAACCGCAAGACGCCAUGGCUGGCAACGCCCUCUCCACCCUUUACAGAUUGUGGGAAUAUCAGUUUUCUGUUUCCUUGUAGCUUCAUUCUAUUGCUUCCUCGGGAUUUUCCUCAGCAACAGAAUCGCCGAGAUUACCCUCAUCACAGUCUUCUCCUUCGCAGCGGUUUCUGUUGCUAUGCUGUUUAUUAGAUGUGCAGCCAUUGAUCCUAGUGAUAAGACCAGAUUUAGAUAUAGAAAGAAGAAGAGAAAGGGAAAUUCUAUUGGUUUUCCAAAGAUAAAUAAUUGGCACAUAUUAGGCAGGAUUUUUGUAAGGUUCUUCAAAAGGAUGGAGCGUAGGAUCCUUAGGACUUGCAUAAGAAGAAAGUACCUGGAUCCUUGGAAGAGUAACAUUCAAAUGGAACCUCUUAUCCCAUUUCCACUCAUCGUCAAGGACGAUUCUAUAGCACCCGAUCCAAAAGAUGAAGACAUCUCGUUUUGCUCUCUUUGUGAUUUUGAGGUCAAAAAGCACAGCAAGCACUGCAGGACCUGCAAUCGUUGUGUUGAGGGAUUUGAUCAUCACUGCAGGUGGUUGAACAACUGUGUUGGGAAAAAGAAUUACACUGCCUUCAUUCUUCUGCUGAUCUCUGUCUUGAUAAUGCUCAUCGUGGAAGGAGGAACUGCUAUGGCAAUAUUUGUCAGGUGCUUUGCAGAUAAAAUAGGAAUACAACAGGAGCUAAACAGAAGACACUACAUGAAAUUCCCAAGAGGAGUUCUUGCAACCAUAUCAGUUUUGUUGGUGUCUGUGAUCGCCUAUAGCACGGCAGCAUUGGGACAACUCUUCUUCUUUCACUUAAUUCUCAUAAAAAAGGGGAUUUCAACAUAUGAUUACAUUUUGGCCAUGAAGGAAGAGAACGAGUCUAUGGAACUAGAAUCGCUUGAAGAUUCUGACCUUUCAUCGGAAGAUGAGAGUAUUGACAAUGAUUCACCUAAAAGGUCACCAUUUAUCUCGCAAUUUAUAUGCAAAGAAGGAAGAAUGGACCAGUUUCAGAAGACUCAAAAAUUGUCCAUAAGGAUUGAUGAACAACCUGAACCGUUUACCUUGAAGAAAAAGCAAGGGUUCCGUGCAAGCAUUGACCCAUGGAAACUAAUAAAUGUAAGCCGAGAGAAAGCUUUACUUGCAGCUGAGAAGGCAAAGGAAAGGCUUGGGAAACAGAAGGAGAUGUUGGUGGAAAGUGAUCCAAUGAAGCCACUACCUCUGGAACUGAAAAGUGGUCCGCUGAUGAAACCAGAUAAAAAUAUAAGUAUGGCACCUCUGAUCUCAAAAGGGGGGCUUAUAGGAUCACCUGGACAAUUUUCAAGUCCAAGAAGACGGCUUUCUUGUUCUCCAUCACAAAAGCACAGGUAUAAAAGCGAUUUUGAUUUGAAGUUGACUCGGGUCUCCACAGAACUGGAGUCCUAUAUAUCAAGACAGGUUGUAUGCUCAGUUGUAAGGAACGAUGGGAGUGCGGCUUCUCCAAGAUAA
This is a messenger RNA of Fraxinus pennsylvanica, 1515 nucleotides long. The record is from the annotation of a GenBank genome assembly. NCBI's taxonomy places the organism in Eukaryota, Viridiplantae, Streptophyta, Magnoliopsida, Lamiales, Oleaceae.